AUGGAACCGACGGAUCACGCAAACAAGCAAUCGCCUCUAUUGUCAACCCUCCCCAGAGACUCACGUGGCUCCCUCGAAGUGUUCAACCCAUCCGCUACGCCCAGGCCAAGCUAUCCAACCUUCGGCUCUCAGCCGUCCACACAGUCCACCCGGAAGAGCUGUUCAGAGUUGCCGCCGCCGCCGCCGCCACGUAGCAGCCCACCGCCGGAGGAGCCCAAGCUCUCUUCCAACUCCGGCAAGGCAAACGCGGACGAAAUCUCCUCAUGGAUGGCUCUCAAGGACCCCACGCCGCCGUCGCCACAUGCGAUGGCCCAAAAGACCAUCUCGGCCCCCGUCAAAGACCGCCAGAACCCGGCCGAGACGACGAAGAACGUGUCCGGCGAAGUUGGCUUGGCCGCGAAAAGGGCGGCGGAAUGGGGACUUGUACUGAAGACGGACACUGAAACUGGGAAGCCUCAAGGGGUAAAGGUGAGGACUUCUGGGGAUGAUCCGAGUAACAAACCCGGGAGCUCCAGGAGGGACUCGGGCAACUCGCUUCGGAGCUCCGGUGACAUGUCCGAUGAUGGAGCAGUUAAGGAGGGAGGGCUUCCAAGGGUAUCCGAGGACUUGAAACAUGCGCUAUCGGCAUUUCAACAAACAUUCGUCGUCUCGGAUGCCACCAAACCCGAUUUCCCGAUUUUGUAUGCGAGUGCCGGGUUCUUCAAGAUGACUGGUUACACAUCCAGAGAAGUAAUUGGCAGAAAUAGUCGGUUCUUACAGGGUUCGGGUACCGAUCCAGAAGAACUGGCAAAGAUCCGGGAAGCUUUGGAGGCGGGGACUAAUUACUGUGGGAGGUUGCUGAAUUACAAGAAGGAUGGGACACCCUUUUGGAACCUUCUCACUAUUGCGCCUAUCAAGGAUGAGAGUGGCAAAGUCCUCAAAUUUAUUGGAAUGCAAGUGGAGGUGAGCAAGCACACUGAGGGUACCAAGGAAAAAAUGACACGUCCCAAUGGGCUGCCUGAAUCCUUGAUCCGAUAUGAUGCACGUCAGAGAGAGAAGGCUAGUAUCUCAGUGACUGAGCUAGUGCAGGCAGUGAAGAGACCCCGGGCACUCAGCGAAUCCACAAAUCGUCCCUUCAUGAGAAAAUCAGAGGGUGGUCAGGAAGAUGAAAGAUUAGAAGGUGUAGGGAGGCGAAACUCGGAGAACAUGGCUCCGCAUAGACGACACUCAGUUGCUGGUACAAGAACCAGCUCCAUGCAGAAAAUCAGUGAGGUGCCAGAAAAGAAACAGAAGAAAUUUGGCCGUCGUUCUUUCAUGUCGAUGAUAAAGAAAAGUCGUGCCAGCACUGAAGAGUUUGAUGUUGGAGUUACCGUGGAGGAUGAUGAUGAUGAUGACAGUGAUGAUGACAAUGAUGGGCGCCCUGACAGUGUGGAUGACAAAGUAAGGAAGAAGGAGAUGAGAAAGGGUAUUGAUCUUGCAACAACACUUGAACGUAUUGAGAAAAACUUUGUUAUUACUGAUCCCAGGCUUCCUGAUAAUCCCAUUAUAUUUGCAUCGGAUAGCUUCUUGGAGCUAACUGAGUACAGUCGUGAAGAAAUCCUAGGAAGGAAUUGCAGGUUUCUUCAAGGCCCUGAAACUGAUCCAGCCACAGUGAGAAAAAUUAGAGAUGCAAUUGAUAACCAGAAAGAGAUUACGGUGCAGCUUAUUAACUACACCAAAAGUGGGAAAAAGUUCUGGAAUUUGUUUCAUCUGCAGCCCAUGCGUGAUCAGAAGGGAGAAGUGCAAUAUUUUAUUGGGGUACAGCUUGAUGGUAGCGAACAUGUUGAGCCACUUCACAACUGCAUCCCUGAGGAAACAGCAGAAGAGAGUUCAAAAGUGGUUAAAGAAACUGCUGCAAAUGUUGAUGUUGCAGCCAGGGAACUUCCAGAUGCCAAUUUGAAACCCGAAGAUCUAUGGAUCAACCAUUCAAAAGUGGUUCAGCCAAAGCCCCACAGGAAAGACAGUGCAUCUUGGAGGGCCAUCCAGAAGAUUCUGGAUACUGGAGAACAAUUAGGCUUGAAGCAUUUUAGGCCAAUAAAACCCUUGGGAUCUGGAGAUACUGGCAGUGUGCACUUGGUGGAAUUAUGUGGAACUGGAGAAUACUUUGCCAUGAAGACUAUGGAUAAGGGGGUUAUGCUCAAUCGAAAUAAGGUACAUAGAGCUUGUGCAGAAAGAGAAAUCCUUGACAUGUUGGAUCACCCUUUUCUUCCUGUAUUAUAUGCUUCAUUUCAGACCAAAUCACAUGUCUGUCUGAUAACUGAUUACUGCCCUGGUGGAGAGCUGUUCUUACUUUUGGAUAGACAACCAAAGAAGGUCUUGAAGGAAGAUGCUGUGAGGUUCUAUGCAGCAGAAGUAGUUGUUGCAUUGGAGUACCUGCACUGUCAAGGAAUAAUUUACAGGGAUUUAAAGCCUGAGAAUGUGUUGCUUCAGAACGAUGGACAUGUCUCCUUGACAGAUUUUGACCUGUCUUGCUUGACAUCUUGCAAACCCCAGAUUCUGAUUCCUGAUACAACUGAAAAGAAAAAGCAUCAGAAAGGCCAACAAGCUCCAAUAUUUGUGGCUGAACCGAUGCGAGCAUCAAAUUCUUUUGUUGGAACAGAAGAGUAUAUAGCCCCAGAAAUCAUAACUGGGGCAGGCCACACAAGUGCAGUGGACUGGUGGGCUUUAGGCAUUCUGCUCUAUGAAAUGCUGUAUGGCUACACGCCAUUUAGGGGAAAGACAAGGCAAAAGACAUUUGCUAACAUUCUUCAUAAGGACCUUAAAUUCCCAGGAAGUAUACCGGUAAAUCUCCAGGUAAAGCAAUUAAUCUAUCGGUUGUUACACAGAGAUCCCAAAAACAGAUUGGGUUCACGUGAAGGAGCAAAUGAAAUAAAGCGACAUCCUUUCUUCAAGGGUGUCAACUGGGCUUUAGUUCGUUGCAUGAGCCCUCCGAAGCUGGAUGCUCCUCUCUUUGGGACUGAAGAUGGGAAAGAAGUUAAAAUUGAUCCCGAAAUGGAGGAUUUACAAACAAAUGUUUUCUAAACUGAAGUGUCUCCCGUACCAUCUUCUACUUUUCCUGCACUCUGUGUCCUGAAGGCGAGUCAAAAAUCUGUUCCUCAUCCUGGUACUCAGUCUGAUGCAGAAUUGGAUAUCCAAGUUUCAUCACUCAUUCGAAGGAAGCAUAUAAUGGAAGGAGCAGGGUUGCCUCUGGCUGGCAUUGAGUUGGAGUUUCAUUUGUUGCAGUUAUUUUCUACUUGCUAUAGUUACACACUCAAAGCUGAUGACCCUGGUUCUGAUUGUACAAAGAACUUGAGGGUUCUUCAUUGUUGUUCACUUCAUUGUAUGCUAUUCGUUGUGUUAUGCUUUGUGUACAUGUUAUUGAUAUUUGAAAGCUUCUGUUAAAAAAGAUAAGUUCAUUCAA
Diospyros lotus (date-plum) is the source of this 3418-nucleotide messenger RNA. Its product is annotated as phototropin-1. Gene Ontology annotation, molecular function: ATP binding; protein serine/threonine kinase activity. Gene Ontology annotation, biological process: protein phosphorylation. NCBI's taxonomy places the organism in Eukaryota, Viridiplantae, Streptophyta, Magnoliopsida, Ericales, Ebenaceae. Gene Ontology annotation, cellular component: cytoplasm; plasma membrane; nucleus. The record is from RefSeq and is a predicted model, not a curated record.